Trichophyton verrucosum HKI 0517 is the source of this 2463-nucleotide messenger RNA. RefSeq lists its product as uncharacterized. The record is from RefSeq and is a predicted model, not a curated record. Gene Ontology annotation, biological process: mitotic cell cycle; DNA-templated DNA replication; DNA repair. Gene Ontology annotation, molecular function: chromatin binding; protein binding. The transcript has 6 exons. The coding region runs from base 1 to 2463 and encodes 820 amino acids. Gene Ontology annotation, cellular component: nuclear replication fork. Lineage: Eukaryota; Fungi; Ascomycota; Eurotiomycetes; Onygenales; Arthrodermataceae.
AUGCUAGACACCCCCGGCACCACAGUGCUAACUUAUACUCCCAAUGGCAAGCAAUUAAUUACUGCCGGGUCUAACUCUGGAAUUCGAGUGUUCUCAACUGGCGAGCAUGGCGAACCGAAGACGAUCGAUGAAGGGAUGGAGAGCCAUCUGGCAAUCGCAGCAACUAAUGAAUCCAUGAUACUGGGAUCUGAGGAUGGCACAGUAUGGCUUUACAAACUGCAAGAAGCCACAAUGGAUAAGCCAUUGGCUCGUUGUGCACUACCAGUUCGAGACCUGGAGGUCUCCAAGGACGAGGAAUGGGUUGCUGUUGCUAGCGAUGAGCUCACUGUCAAGAUCGUGAAUAUUAACGAUAUUACAGAGGUCAAAUAUUUGCGAGACCAAACAAAAGGAGUCAAGCAUGUGACAUUUGAUCCCAGCGGACGAUUUGUCACAGUGUCGUGCGCUGAUGGAAUUAUCUAUAUUUACUCAUUCACGGAAACGGAACCUACCCUGCUGCAUAGACUUGAUGGGGUGAUUCGACAACUUGAAACAGACAACGAGGCCACAUCAAGCGCAGUUUGGCACCCAGAUGGAACUGCAUUUGCCGCAGUAGAAGCCACAAGAGAUAUCACAGUAAUAUCGUGUAGGGAUUGGACUAAGCAACGGAAAUUUUCUGGUGGUCAUAAUGGAGAUGUCACCUGUCUCGCCUGGUCUCCUAACGGGGCAAUGCUUGCAAGUGCUGGAACUGACCGCAAAAUUCUCCUCUGGGAAACCAGGACCCAAAAAGUCAUAAAGACAUACGAUAUGCCAAAUGCUAUUAAUUUCCGCUGGCAUCCCACCCAGAAUAUUGUUGCAUUUACUACUUCGGAUGGAGAGCUGUUUAUUUACGAUGAUUUUGUCCCGUCGGAAUUUCACUCACUUCUAGCAAAGACCUUGGAAGUGGCACCGUUACUCUCAAUUGGUUCCCAUGAGGAGAUUACAAUCUCUCAUAGACCCCAACGACAUGAUACCAGUAAUCUUUCUGGAAACAGGCCGAGAGGAGGAAGCCCGGACUCUCUUGAUGACAUACUAGGGCCAGCAGAUGAUGAUGAUUUUGUUGAGGAUGACGACGGUGCAGGCUACACCGAAAACGUCAAUGGCCUUGGAAAAAGGACUAACACACAUAUGGAUGAGUUAUUUGGUCAUGAAACAAAACGGAGACCAACGGCCCCUUGGAAGACUAUAUCUCAUGAACCCUUUCAGCCCGGCAGCACCCCAUGGAGAGGCAACAGAAGAUAUCUAGGUAAGCUUGUAAUUGUUUACUUCGGCAGAGUCCUUGUUAACGAAACCGUAGCGUUGAAUCUUGUUGGGUUUGUAUGGACUGUUGAUCAAGACACGCACAAUACUGUCACUGUGGAAUUCUAUGACCGGGAACGUUAUCGCGACUUUCAUUUCACAGACCCAUAUCUCUAUGACAAGGCCUGUUUGAACGAGAAGGGCACUUUAUUUUCAUGUCAACCCACCUCCAGCUAUCCAGCAGCCGUAUUUUACCGGCCACAUGAAACGUGGACAACAAGAGCAGACUGGCGGACAGAGCUUCCACCGGGAGAGAAGAUUACUUUGACCUGUGCAGCAUGGCGAGACUAUAUCAUCACCAUCGGGAAUGGCCCUGCAGGUAGUGAUGGAGUCGCGCAAUUGAAGUACUCCAUCGAGAACGUCCGACGUGACGAGAUUUGCCAAAACGAGGACGCUGUUGCACUAGCAGGAGGGACGCGACUGCAAAGCGUAUUUUUUUCAGACAAGGGCGACCCCUGCAUAUAUGACAGCUCGGGGGUUCUCCUUGUGUUGCAGCAUUGGCGGAAACCAGGACAGGCCCGCUGGGUCCCGCUCCUUGACACCAAAGUGCUUGAACGUGUUGCCAGUGGCCGCAAGGAAGAAACCUAUUGGCCAGUUGCUGUUGCACAGGAUGUUUUCCACUGCAUAAUCCUAAAGGGUGGGGAUAAGUAUCCCUACUUCCCACGACCAUUGCUCACCGAGUUCGACUUCCAAAUACCGAUAUCCUGCACUUCAUCCAAGGAAAAGAGCAACAAAGAUGGAGACAUGGAAAUGGAAGACGCUGAAGAAGCCGCGAGGAACAAUAACAGGAAAUUACAAGAGUCUCUUGUCAGAGCGAAUUUAGACUAUACUCUUCUGGAGGACUGCAUCACGGCAUCCGAGAUCGGGGCAGCUGGAGAUGCUGAGUUGAGGAGGAGAGCGCUUGAUAUUGACAAGAUUCUCCUGCAGUUGCUUGCUGUCGAGUGCCGCGAGGGUGAGGAAAGGGGUAUGAAAGCUCUUGAACUUGUUACCAUGCUCCGAGACCGCUCUGGGAAGAUGCUAGAUGCUGCUAGCAAGAUUGCACAACGCUAUCAGAGAUCUAUACUCGAUGACAAGAUCAGGGCCAUAGCAGAACGAAGACUGAUGGGUGAGGAUGAUGAUGGCAUCACUGGGGAUAACAACGAUAUAUAA